AUGACUGAUGAAUUUAAUCGAUACUAUAUCAAAAUUCGAGUUAUUUUGGGAAUAAAUUCAAAAACAAUCUUCGAGGAACUUACAGAAGCAUUGGGGCCUGAUGCUCUAUCAUACUCAAUGGUUAAAAAUUGGGCAAAACGUUUUCGCGAAGGAAGAGAAGAUGUCAGUGAUGAUCCUCGAUCUGGUCGUCCGAUUUCAGUUCUUACAGUUGAAAAUAUUGAAUGUGUUCGACAAGUUAUCGAAGAUGAUCCCCACUCAACUUAUGAAGAUAUUAUUGUUAAGACUGAUCUAUCGCGUGGUACAAUAGAACGAAUUAUCCAUGAUCAUCUAAAGAUGAGAAAGGUUGUAUCACGUUGGGUUGCUCAUCAACUUACUGACGAACAAAAACAAGGAAGAGUUCGAAUUUGCCGUCAAAAUUUAGAGAAAUUUAAGAACGGAACAUGGCGAUUAUGUGAUAUUAUCACUGGUGAUGAGACGUGGAUUUAUCGCAGACAGAUUGGUCGGAAGUCAAGCAAUUCUACCUGGGUUGGUGAAAAUGAACCACCAAGGACUAUUGUUCGUUGGAAUAGAUAUGAACCUAAAACAUUAUUUUGCUUCUUCUUUAAAUCCACUGGUCCUGUUCUUAUACACAAAGUAGAUGAAGGCAAGACCAUCGAUCAUAACUACUAUAUCGAUAACUGUCUUAUACCUGUUAUCAAUGAAAUAAGAAAAAAGGAAAAGUCAUCACGCACAAAAUAUAAAAUGCUUCACGAUAAUGGUCCUCCUCAUGCUCAUCGAGAUGUUGUUGAGUAUUUAACAGAGGAAGGUAUCGAAAUCAUUCCACAUCCACCAUAUUCGCCAGAUCUUGCACUGUGUGACUUUUGGCUAAAUGAUUAUAUCAAGAACAAGUUGGUUGAUCACACAAAUGAAGAAUCGCUAGCUCAGGAGGUUUCCACUAUAGUGAAGAAUAUUUAA
This is a messenger RNA of Rotaria sp. Silwood2, 954 nucleotides long. The record is from the annotation of a GenBank genome assembly. NCBI's taxonomy places the organism in Eukaryota, Metazoa, Rotifera, Eurotatoria, Philodinida, Philodinidae.